Mesorhabditis spiculigera is the source of this 303-nucleotide messenger RNA. The record is from the annotation of a GenBank genome assembly. Lineage: Eukaryota; Metazoa; Nematoda; Chromadorea; Rhabditida; Rhabditidae.
AUGUUUCAGCUGCAAGAAGUUCACGAGCAGGAGCCGGUCGGGACGCCGGAAAUGCUCGCCAACCGACUGAUGGCGAGGACCGGCGACUUGGAGAAGGCCGGACGGCCCGAUAACCAGAUCAGACGACGGCACCCCGCCGAUCUCCAGGCGCAAAUCGGGCCGGGGCGCAGUCGGAUCGCGAGUGGUCCCAUCCGAAUGACCUGGGUUCGGUUCAUGACCACCUGCAAGCUAUUAGUCCGCCAGAUUUCUCGAUUGGCAAAGCUCGAAAUGUUACUCGCUGCUGUCCCGGCCGGGAUUUCGCGU